Molecule: messenger RNA, 6745 nt
Organism: Meriones unguiculatus (Mongolian gerbil)
Lineage: Eukaryota; Metazoa; Chordata; Mammalia; Rodentia; Muridae
Gene: Asxl1
Product: ASXL transcriptional regulator 1
Exons: 12
Coding region: 275-4789 (1504 amino acids)
Biological process (GO): animal organ morphogenesis; positive regulation of transcription by RNA polymerase II
Cellular component (GO): PR-DUB complex
Molecular function (GO): chromatin binding; DNA binding; peroxisome proliferator activated receptor binding
Source: RefSeq, a predicted model, not a curated record
CGAGCUGGCAGGCGGCUCCACCCCUCGGAGCGCCGGGGCUCCAGGCUCCCCUCCCCCACGUUGGCAGCAGCAGGGGGUCCCGGGAAGCGCCGUUUGUUCUUUUGCGGGAGUUAGGUUUCCGGGAAGAGUCGGAAGGGCUUCCCUCUCCGUGGGCAGUGGAGUGGGUCACUGGACACCGCGGGGGUGGCAAGGCACCCCUGCUUUCAAGGACAUGGGAAGCAUUUAGAGCGUUGGCAAUUUAAACCAGGUGUUAGAAAACUACUCAGAUGCUCCAAUGACACCAAAACAGAUUCUUCAGGUCAUAGAGGCAGAAGGACUAAAGGAAAUGAGUGGGACAUCCCCUCUUGCCUGCCUCAAUGCCAUGCUACAUUCCAACUCAAGAGGAGGAGAAGGGCUAUUUUAUAAAUUACCUGGCCGAAUUAGUCUUUUCACACUCAAGAAGGAUGCUGUGCAGUGGUCUAGAAAUGUAGCUGCUGUGGAUGGAGAAGAGCCAGAGGACUCAGCUGAUGUGGAAAGCUGUGGAUCUAAUGAAGCCAGCACUGUGAGUGGUGAAAAUGAUGUAUCUCUGGAUGAAACCUCUUCAAAUGCAUCCUGUUCUACAGAGUCUCACGGCCGGCCUCUUUCCAAUCCUAGGGACAGCCACAGGGCUUCCUCACAGGCAAACAAACAAAAGAAAAAGACUGGGGUCAUGCUGCCUCGUGUUGUCCUGACUCCUUUGAAGGUAAACGGGGCCCACGUGGAAUCUGCAUCAGGGUUCUCAGGCCGACAUGCGGAUGGUGAGAGUGGCAGUCCAUCCAGCAGCAGCAACAGCUCUCUGGCCUUAGGCAGCACUGCCAUUCGAGGCCAGACUGAAGUCACCCGGGACCCUGCCCCUCUCUUGAGAGGCUUCCGAAAGCCAGCCACAGGUCAGAUGAAGCGCAACAGAGGGGAAGAGGUAGAUUUUGAGACGCCUGGGUCCAUUCUUGUUAACACCAACCUUCGUGCUCUGAUAAACUCUCGGACCUUCCAUGCCCUGCCAUCACACUUCCAGCAGCAACUCCUCUUCCUCCUGCCUGAAGUGGACAGACAGGUGGGGACAGAUGGCCUGUUGCGCCUCAGCAGCAGUGCACUCAAUAAUGAGUUUUUCACCCAUGCAGCUCAGAGCUGGCGGGAACGCCUUGCUGACGGUGAAUUCACUCAUGAGAUGCAAGUCAGAAUAAGACAGGAAAUGGAAAAGGAGAAGAAGGUGGAACAAUGGAAGGAAAAGUUCUUCGAAGACUACUAUGGACAGAAAUUGGGUUUGACCAAAGAAGAAUCACUGCAGCAGAAAGAAGGCCAGGAUGAGGCCAAAAUCAAGAGUGGCUUGUGUGUCCCAGGAGAAUCAGUACGGCCACAGCGUGGGCCCACCACCCGUCAACGGGAUGGGCAUUUUAAGAAACGUUCUCGACCAGAUCUCCGAACCAGAUCCAGAAGGAAUCUGCACAAAAAACAGGAGCCAGAACAAACAGGGGUUUCUAAGGAUGCAAACUCUGCACCAGAUGUUUUACUCUCCAAAGAUGGGGUUGCUAAGACCGAUUCAGCAGGGGUGAGCUGUCCCUCUGGGCCAGAUGUCUCCUCUGCAGCAUCUGGACAGGAGGGACCCAAGCGUCCCAGGGAACCUGUGGCUUCCCGGAUCCAAGCAGAAACAGACAACUUGGCAUGUGCCUCUGCAUCUCCAGACAGAAUCCCUACCUUACCUCAGGACACUGCGGAUCACGAGACAAAGGAGCAGAAGAGGAAAUCCUUUGAGCAGGCAGCCUCUGCAUCCUUUCCCGAAAAGAAGCCACGGCUUGAAGAUCGUCAGUCCUUUCGUAACACAAUUGAAAGUGUUCACACCGAAAAGCCACAGCCCACUAAAGAGGAGCCCAAAGUCCCGCCCAUCCGGAUUCAACUUUCACGUAUCAAACCACCCUGGGUGGCUAAAGGUCGGCCCACUUACCAGAUAUGCCCCCGGAUUGUCUCCAUCACAGAGCCCUCCUGCCGGGCUUGGACUGGUGCCAGGACCCUCGCAGACAUUAAAGCCCGUGCUUUGCAGGCCCGAGGGGCAAGAGGCCACCACUGCCAUCGAGAGGCGGCCACCACUGCCAUCGGAGGGGGGGGUGGCCCGGGUGGAGGUGGCAGUGGGGCCAUCGAUGAGGGAGGUGGCAGAGACAGCGGCAGUGGUGAUGGUGGUGAGGCCUGUGGCCACUCUGAGCCCAGGGGAACCCCAAGCACCCCUGGAGAGAGUGCGUCAGAUCUACAGCGAACACAACUACUGCCGCCUUGUCCAUUGAAUGGAAAGCACACUCCGGCUGAAGCUGCCAUACCCAGAACCAGAGGAGAAGACCCGGCUUCUCUCAGAAAAGAAGAGAGCUGCCUGUUGCAAAGGGUCCCAGCUGUGCUUACAAGUGGGCUGGAAGAUGCCUCCCAACCCCCUAUUGCUCCCACUGGAGACCAGCCAUGCCAGGCUUUGCCCCCUCUGUCCUCCCAAACUCCAGUAGCUGAGAUGUUAGCAGAGCAGCACAAGUUGCUUCUAGCUGGUAGAACUGAGUGCGAGUCUGCUACCACCUCCCAGGAGAGGGUUAGUGAGGAUCAAGGAUCCAGUGUUUCCUCAGAGAGCGCUUCUCUUCCGUCUCCAUUGGGAGACAUGUUAGGAGGAGGAAAUAACCAGGCCUUUGAUAGUAAUCCCAGUAUGAAAGAGCCUAUAAAUGUCACACCUGCUUUUAUAUCUGAAUUACCGUUGGCUACCUACCUACAGGAUAGACCUGCUGAUGAUGGGUUAGGACUUGGUGCCACAGGCACCCUCGUAAGGAAAAGUGGUAGACAAGAAACUUUGAAAACUGAGGCUUUUGCAUCUGACAGUGCUGCCUCCUGGGUACCCAUUCUGUCAAAUUACGAGGUAAUAAAAGAAUCUGAGCCAGAAUCCAGAAAAGAUGCACCAUGCCUGGAGCCCCAGGACGGAGAAGAGUGGGAGAGAGCUGUUCCCCUCACUGCUGCCAUGCCCGGGGAGUUGGCAGCCACAGAAGGUAUGCCCCACCCUGAGAGCUGUGCUUCACUCUGGACAGCACCUCCUCCAGGAGUCACGAGCAUCACUGGCAGUGAUGGUGAGCAGGUGGGCCUUGAAAGACUGGAAAUGAAUGGCAUCUCUGAAGCACCGAGUCCUCACAGUGAAUCCACAGAUACAGCCUCUGACUCUGAAGUCCACCUUGCUGAGGACAGCAGUGAGGCUGAUGCAAGUAUAGCCACAGUGGCAAGGGCGUUGUUGGGCAGGAGUGAAAAGCAGGACUGGGACCCCUCUUCCUCACUCUCCAAGGCAAGCAGUGACCUAAGUGUCCUCACAAGGACAGAAGGGGUGGCUGCUUCUCAGAGCUGGGUGUCUAGAGUGUGUGCAGUCCCCCACAAGAUCCCAGAUUCCCUGUUGCUGUCCAGUUCUGAGUGCGCACCCAGGUCUGUGUGCCCACCUAGGCCUGGUUCUUCAGUGGAGGUUACCAACCCACUCGUGAUGCACCUGCUGCAUGGUAGCUUGCCCCUGGAGAAGGUGCUUGCUCCAGGUCACAGAGGCAGCAGGCCAGAGUCCCCACAGCUGCCACUCGGAGAGCAGAGCCAGGAUAGAGGCACUCUACAAGGUUCUGGGGACGACAAUCACCUAGUUGCCAGAAGCAGCCCCAGUUCUGCACAGGCACUGCAAGAGUCUCUUAUGGCCCAGAGCUAUGCAUCAAGUGCUACUCUUGGCAGGGCAAAGGCCUCCCAGGCUCCUGGAGUGCCCCAGAAGAUUGCUAAGAUGGUUCCAAGUUUAGACUCCCAGCAUCCAAUGACAGAACUGAUACCUUCCUCUGGCAACCUGGAAGAAAUAGAUUCCAAAGAGCAUUUCUCUUCCUCCCUUUGUGAAGAGCAGAAAGAAGCCCAUUCCCUGUCCCAAGGCAGUGCUGCAGGUGCUGCCCCAGGCCAGUGUCCAGGAGAUCACUCUACCUCCAAAGCGCCGUGUUUCUCCUCUGCAGAUGUGAGCCUCUCCUUUGGUCCUGAGCAGACAGAAAGGACCCGGAGUGACCAGAGCAGUGCCGGUGGUCAAGAGAAGAAACUGUUCGGUUCUAGGAAUUCGGUUGCCAUCCUUCAGUGCCCCAGAUCUGAAGAGCAGACACCGCCACCUGCUGAGGUCCCUCCAGUGUUUCCCAGUCGGAAGACAGAACCAAGCAAAGACUCUGAUGGUGUGCAGACUGUAAGGGAAGACUGGACACCCAAACCACCGCCUGUCUCUGCUGGCAGCAUCAAGACAGAGCAGACAUUCUCAAGGGGCCCCAUUAAGGCAGAUGCAGAGAACAGGAAAGCCGCUGGGUACAGUCCCCUGGAGCUAGUGGGUCACUUGCCAGGGAUGCCUUUCGUUGUGGACCUGCCUUUCUGGAAGUUCCCCAGAGAGCCAGGGAAAGGGCUCAGCCAGCCACCAGAGCCUUCCUCCAUCCCCUCCCAACUCAGCAUCAAGCAGGCGUUGUAUGGGAAGUUUUCUAAACUCCAGCUGAGUCCCACCAGCUUUAAUUAUUCCUCCAGCUCUGCCACCUUUCCCAAAGGCCUUGCUGGCAGUGUGGUGCAGCUGAGCCACAAAGCCAGCUUUGGUGCGGGCCAUACCGCAUCAGUCUCCCUGCAGAUGUUCGCUGACAGCAGUGCAGUGGAAAGCAUCUCUCUGCAGUGUGCGUGCAGCCUCAAAGCCAUGAUCAUGUGCCAAGGCUGCGGGGCGUUCUGCCAUGACGACUGCAUUGGACCCUCAAAGCUCUGUGUAUUGUGCCUUGUGGUGAGAUAAUAAAUUAUGGCCAUUGGAAACAUUGUACAUUUAGUGUGUGUAUUUUAAUAAUGGUUGAUUUAAGUCUGUAUACAGAAUAUCAUUGAUAUAAUGAACUCUAUAUGUAGGUGAGAUUAAUCUUGCCUCCUAAAAUUUAUAGUGCUGAAACCCUCUGUCUUGAGACCCUUCUAGUCUUGCUAGAAGGGUGUUUCAGGGGAUCGGGGGACUGUGGUUGCCCAAGACCAUCCAGCCUGAACCCUCUUGCAGUCAGUCAGGCAGUACAGUGUGGCAGGGCAACCUGUCUUGCACCCAAAUGGACUUGAAAUUGGAGCAGGAAGGUUGAGUUCUCACGGAUGCAGCUUACCUGCCUGAAGUACGCAGGAAUGUCAGUCUUCCACUGCCCCUCCCUGCCAUCUGCUACUUUGCUUGGGGAAUUGGUGGUUGCCGAAGCCACACAGGGUUAAAGUAGCUUCUUUCAUCAUUGCCCACCAGGGGAUCAAACACCCGCUGACCUUGACGUCAUGUUUUUGUCAUUUGCCAGUGAUGGAGCCAAGUUGACCUUUGGUUCUGGUGCUUCACCCAGUUUGGAACUUUUAAUUUGUCUGUAACCCACGGAUCCACAGAUUCUCUUGGAAGCUUGAAUAGCCCUUCUUGGACAAUGGGGUCUGGAAAUAGGGCUGUCUGCUACGGAAAUGCUGUCUGUAGACCUUGGGUCAACGUGCAGAUGUUUGCAGGUGACCCCUGCUUGCCGCCCACCCCGUUGCAUCUGACUCAGUGGGAGUGGGCACCCAUGCACCUGUGUAUGUGAAAGUCAUUUGACAUUUCCGAGCAGUCUGUUUCUUAUUUUUAUAUUUUUAACUCUAUUCUUGGAUGUAUAAAGUGAACUUUUUGGCUUCUGUAAGUAUGCUCUAUGCACCUCUAAUGUUUUAUCCUGUAUUUAUAUGUUGUACACAGUACUGGCCAAUUCUGUAAAUGGAUGUAUUGUACAGAGAACAUGAGCGUCUCUUCCUUAUUUUACGUCUUCAGCACCCUUGAUUAAAAUGGUGUCAUACACUUCUGUGCGCCAGUUGUCAACGCCACUGAGCGCUGUGCUGCCUGAUGUGAGAAGGAAGUUACUGACUAGUGACCUAUGGUUGGCCCUGUGCCUUGUCACCUGUCACCAGGGAGUCCACCACAGCCUGCAGCGCCACAGACAGCUGCCCACAUACCACUGAGUGAACAUGUCUUGUUCCUUGUAUCUAUUCUCUUCCAGCCUUGGGUGGCUGCUCUGCAGCCAUAUGUGACAAAUCGCCAUCACCAGUGUUGAGUGCUUCUGGAUUCAUGGGUGAGUUCCUUGGCCGGCCCCCAGACAGGCCUUCUGGAUCUGGCUCCAGGGUCGUCACCUGUCAAAGCAAUAUUGGGGAUCGCUAGGCUCCUUUUGACUUACUUACAGUAGGUUUCAGGGGAACAAAGCCAUGCCUGCUGCCUGCCUCUCUCCUACCACAGUUCCAUCAAGUAGACACUCUUGUGUUUGUCUGACCUCAUCCCAGUUCCUGCCCUGUUUCUUGUAUCUUUACUUGAAAGUUGGGAGCCCUUGUCUAAUUUAGGUCUGUCUCCUUGUGUGUCUGUUUCUGUAUGAAGUAUAGAAAUUGGUGUGCCUUGAGCGAGUCUCAUUUUCUCUGUAAGCUACCUCUUUCACCAUUUCAUCUGAGGUGGCUGUCUUUAUUUUUAUUUUUGUGGGGGGGGUCAUCCAUCAAGUGUGAGUGAGGAGUUGGUAGUGAUGUGAUUUCAAUUCAGUAUUGGCCAAGUCCAUGUUGUGUGCUCAGAAGUCUCUACCAAAGACCAGGAGCAGGAGCCACGCAUGUCCAGUCCUCCUCUUCUGAAACCACUGAGGUCUCAGAGGUGAAACUUGACAAUGGUCUGGUCCAUCGGGCUGCUCAGAAAAGCGCUGCUCUUGUUUGUCUCAUUGGUAUUGGAAAAAUAAACCUGUACAACCUG